CAAGCGCUGCAUGAAUUCUACACCAUGAUAGUGUUCCGAAAGUUCAGAUUGUCUGCCUAUAUUCGACGACAGCAAUCUGACGAGCCACUGGUGAAAUCGCUCAGGAACCAAUUUGGCAAUGACUGUGUCUUGGUGACGGGCACGGUAUCCGCAGGUACAAAUAAGCACUGUUUGGCGAAAAGAAUUGCCGUGGAACGAAAGGACGGGAUGUACGGGAUGUUCAAACCAUAUGUUUAGCAGCGGUAACAGCAGCUGAUCGUUAACAAAUGCUACUAUUUCGAAAAAGCAGCUUCAGCAUGACUUUAUACCAUGGUAUUCUUAUGGGAGAUCCGCCUUCUGGGAUCUGAACAUAGUUUAGGAUAAAUUAAAAAAUAUCCCAAUACAAGAAAAAAAAAUAGUUUAGAAUAAAUUCGUUUAUUUACACUAAUAAAAGAUCUUUAUUGAU
Halteromyces radiatus is the source of this 445-nucleotide messenger RNA. RefSeq lists its product as uncharacterized. The coding region runs from base 25 to 237 and encodes 70 amino acids. The record is from RefSeq and is a predicted model, not a curated record. NCBI's taxonomy places the organism in Eukaryota, Fungi, Mucoromycota, Mucoromycetes, Mucorales, Cunninghamellaceae. The transcript has a single exon.